Messenger RNA from Telopea speciosissima, 3034 nucleotides. RefSeq names its product homeobox-leucine zipper protein REVOLUTA-like. The transcript is spliced from 18 exons. Bases 429 to 2957 code for a protein of 842 amino acids. The record is from RefSeq and is a predicted model, not a curated record. NCBI's taxonomy places the organism in Eukaryota, Viridiplantae, Streptophyta, Magnoliopsida, Proteales, Proteaceae. Gene Ontology annotation, molecular function: DNA-binding transcription factor activity; lipid binding; DNA binding.
UUCUGGUUUGAACACCAUUAAUGAAAAAAGUGAACCACAUCCCCGGCGAGGAAUGAGAUGGUUUUGUUCAAAGUGACAGGAGUCAAGAUUCAGGAAGUUCCUGAAAAUCGCAACCUGCAGGUAUCUUCUCGACUAAAAAGAAAGGUUUCAGACAAGACAAACAGAGGUGUUUUACAGAAGCUAGUUUGAGCUUUUUGGUCGUAAUUUCAUAUAUGCAGUUUGGAAAAAGGUCUUUUUGUGUGAGAAUCUUUCCUCAAAUCCGCUUAAGCUCGUAAUCAACGUGCGUUUUUUCGCCCGUAUUUUUCAAAGACGGAGUUGACGAGAGAAUCUUAGGCAAAACAACUAGAAGAAAAGGAGGGUGCUCAGAGCUUACAUUUCUGUCUCUUUCUUCUGCAUAGCGGAUUUCGCAGUCGUGUGGAGUAAAAAAAAUGGCAAUGGCCGUCGUGCCGCAUAGGGAGAGUAGCAGUAGUAGCUUUAAUAAGCAUCUCGAUAACGGAAAAUAUGUACGUUACACCGCCGAGCAGGUCGAAGCUCUAGAACGAGUCUACUCGGAGUGCCCCAAGCCGAGUUCGAUGCGACGACAGCAGCUGAUCCGCGAGUGCCCCAUCUUGUCCAACAUCGAACCCAAGCAGAUCAAAGUCUGGUUUCAGAAUCGCAGAUGUCGAGAGAAGCAGAGAAAAGAGGCUUCUCGACUCCAAACUGUGAACAGGAAGUUAACUGCCAUGAACAAGCUAUUGAUGGAGGAGAACGAUCGUCUUCAGAAGCAGGUAUCGCAGCUAGUGUACGAAAAUGGGUACAUGCGGCAGCAAUUGCAAAACGCAUCUGCAGCAACUACCGAUGGAAGCUGUGAAUCUGUAGUUACCACACCUCAGCAUCCGCUUAGAGAUGCAAAUAAUCCCGCUGGACUCCUCUCCAUUGCAGAGGAGACAUUGGCAGAGUUCCUUUCAAAGGCUACAGGAACUGCUGUUGAUUGGGUCCAGAUGCCUGGGAUGAAGCCUGGUCCGGAUUCGGUUGGGAUUGUCGCCAUUUCACACAGUUGCAGUGGAGUGGCAGCACGAGCCUGCGGUCUAGUGAGUUUAGAACCCACAAAGAUUGCAGAAAUCCUUAAAGAUCGUCCAUCUUGGUUUCGAGAUUGUCGGAGCCUCGAAGCCUUUACCGUGUUUCCAGCUGGAAAUGGAGGGACAAUUGAACUGUUAUACAUGCAGAUGUAUGCUCCAACUACACUGGCUCCUGCACGGGAUUUCUGGACUUUGAGAUACACUACAAAUUUAGAAGAUGGCAGUCUUGUGGUCUGUGAGAGAUCAUUGUCUGGUUCUGGUGCUGGUCCGAAUACAUCAGUCACUUCCCAAUUUGUGAGAGCUGAGAUGUUACCCAGUGGUUAUUUGAUUAGGCCAUGUGAUGGGGGAGGCUCAAUCAUACACAUUGUUGACCAUCUAGAUCUUGAGGCAUGGAGUGUGCCAGAGGUUCUGCGACCUCUAUACGAGUCAUCGAAAGUUGUGGCUCAGAAAAUGACAAUUGCAGCGCUGCGUCACAUCAGGCAGAUAGCACAGGAGACCAGUGGUGAGGUAGUAUAUGGAUUGGGCAGGCAGCCAGCUGUUCUUCGGACUUUUAGCCAGAGAUUGAGCAGAGGGUUCAAUGAUGCCAUCAAUGGAUUUAAUGAUGACGGUUGGUCAUUGAUGAACUGUGAUGGUGCCGAAGAUGUAGUCAUUGCUGUUAAUUCAACCAAGACUGUGGGCACCGUUACCAAUCCUGCCAAUACUCUUCCCUUGCCUGGAGGCAUCCUUUGUGUGAAGGCAUCCAUGCUACUCCAAAAUGUUCCUCCUGCAUUGCUGACCCGGUUUCUGAGGGAGCACCGUUCUGAGUGGGCUGAUUUCAACAUUGAUGCCUACUCUGCUGUGUCAUUGAAAGCUGGCUCAUACGCUUUCCGGGGAUUGAGAUCUACAAGGUUUUCUGGGAGCCAGGUCAUCAUGCCUCUUGGUCAAACAGUGGAACAUGAAGAGAUGCUUGAAGUAAUUCGACUUGAAGGUCAUGCACUUGCUCAAGAAGAGGCUGUUCUAUCCAGGGAUAUUCAUCUCUUACAGAUUUGUAGCGGAGUGGAUGAGAAUGCAGUGGGAACCUGCUCUGAACUUGUUUUUGCUCCAAUUGAUGAAAUGUUUCCUGAUGAUGCUCCACUGCUACCCUCAGGGUUUCGGAUUAUACCGUUGGAUUCAAAAACAAGCGAGACACAAGAUGCAUUGGGUGCACAUCGGACAUUGGAUCUGGCUUCCAGUCUUGAAGUAGGCCCUGCCAUGAACAGGACAUCUGGAGAUGCAUCUCCAAGUACUUGUAAUGGACGGUCGGUGCUGACAAUUGCUUUCCAAUUCCCUUUUGAGAACCAUCUCCAGGAUAAUGUUGCGACGAUGGCAAGACACUAUGUCCGCAGUGUGAUUUCCUCGGUUCAAAGGGUUGCAAUGGCCAUUUCUCCCUCAGGACUUGGCCCACAUGUGGGGCCAAAGUUAUCUCCAGGAUCUCCGGAAGCUCUUACACUUUCUCAGUGGAUCUGCCAGAGCUAUAGUUACCAUCUGGGAGCAGAAUUGCUAAGGUCUGAUUGCCAGAGUGGUGACUCAGUGUUGAAACAACUCUGGCACCAUCCAGAUGCCAUAUUAUGCUGCUCAUUGAAGUCUCUACCAGUUUUCUCCUUUGCCAACCAAGCAGGGCUCGACAUGCUGGAAACCACGCUGGUUGCUCUACAGGAUAUCACACUGGAUAAGAUAUUUGAUGAAUCGGGUCGAAAGGCAUUGUGUUCAGACUUUUCUAAGAUGAUGCAACAGGGUUUUGCUUACCUACCUCCUGGAAUCUGCAUUUCAACCAUGGGGCGCCACAUUUCCUAUGAACAAGCCAUUGCUUGGAAAGUCUUUGGGGAAGAGAACAACGUUCACUGCCUUGCCUUUUCUUUUGUCAACUGGUCUUUUGUGUAAAACAUUAUUUAUUGAUCCAAACUACACACAGGGGGGAGAGAAAUUUUGUACUAUUUAUUUCAUGUUUAAUUUUAGUA